AUGGUGAAGACCGAAAGAGAAUCCAGAAUCGACUCUCACAAAGAGCCAGAAAUGAUGAACCGGAAGAUUGACCUCGAUAAUUUUUCACAAGGAGCCCAGCUGAAGGCCAAGCGUUCACCGCCCAGAACUAGCUCUGUAAGAUCCGUGGAGGAUGUUACAGCCGAAUCUUCUUCACCCCAUACAGCAACUUCGUCUAGUAGCGUGCCGUCGCUGGUCGACGACUUGAAUACCGAAUCGCUUUUAUCAUCACCAGACGGCGAUAACGCCGCAUAUCCUCCGGCAGCAACAACAGAGGCCGGUACUGACAAAGACAUACCCACUCCGCCUCGGCCAACAGAAGUCUUAGUCACAGCAUCGCGUCAUUCAGUGCCUCAUCCGGAAACCCUACUCCCUAACUUGAACGAAGAGUGUAUUUUCCUAACAUCAAACAACAUUAUUUCUGCUUGUACAGCGAACGCAACUCUUCUUCAAAUUUCUUGCGCCUCAACGCACCCUCGGACUUUUCACAUAACCGACUCCAAAGCGCCUGCAUCGCUUGAACCUACGUUGUUACAGAAAACUAUUCCUCACCCUCCGGUAAUAGACAUCAUACCAUUCCCCGGAGUUCGCAACCGACUUAUUCGCUCCCUUGACGUCAUUGACCUGAUUAAACUGUCGCAAGAUUUGGUUGACGGUGCUUUCCGGGUUUGGGGUAACGCGGCGUGGGACGGUACGGGGUGGGAGGUUACUGAGGCGUUUGCCAGGAGGUGGUGGUUCCUUAUGGAUGAACAAUUAAUCGGUGUGACGAAUUUCUGGAGGAGGCAAAGACUGGAAGGCCAAUUGAUCCUGAAGAAUGAUGAAGUGUCUGUCGAGACGUAG
Molecule: messenger RNA, 858 nt
Organism: Trichoderma aggressivum f. europaeum
Lineage: Eukaryota; Fungi; Ascomycota; Sordariomycetes; Hypocreales; Hypocreaceae
Exons: 2
Coding region: 1-858 (285 amino acids)
Source: RefSeq, a predicted model, not a curated record